CCUCUUACGUCACUUCCUUCUGCGCGGGGCUGCUGUACUGUCUGGCUGGGACGGAGGGCUUCGACGCUAAGCAGGCGACUUUAAAAAAACACAUUAAAUCCACAAGGAGGCGGUUUUUUUUUUCCAUCCGUCGAGGAUUUGCAAAUUAUUUGCACUCGUAUUCGAAAUAGCCAUCCAUCAAGCCAGAGCUCGGUGGACUUUAUUCUCUCGCGGGUUCGCACACGCUUCAGUGAACCACUGCAGCAGCAACGGACCAAAGCACGCUGUUGUUGUGAGGGAAGAAAACAAGCUCUGGACCGCUAAAGCUGUGUGAUCAUUGACAGAGUUCAAUACACACAAGCGUCAAGCGAUAACUGGUGGGAGAGACUUCUGCGGCGCACCUUCCGAGCCUCUUUAAGAAACCGAGCAGCCGGGGGAAAGGGUAUUACAAUAUCCAGUUUUUUUUGUUGGGCGAGCCACUGUCAGUUUGCACAAUAUCCUCAAGCCGGCCUGCAGCCCCCGCCCAGCCCAGACGGUCCUCUGCCCCAGCAUGAAUGAAGUCAGUGUUGUGAAAGAGGGAUGGCUCCAAAAGAGAGGGGAAUACAUUAAAACAUGGCGGCCCCGCUACUUCAUCUUGAAGAGCGAUGGCUCCUUCAUCGGCUAUAAAGAGAAGCCCGAGGUGUCCAGUGACCACAGCCUCCCACCACUCAACAACUUCUCUGUCGCAGAAUGCCAGCUCAUGAAGACGGAGCGCCCAAGACCCAACACAUUUGUUAUCCGUUGCCUGCAGUGGACCUCUGUUAUCGAGCGCACCUUCCAUGUCGACGGCAACGAGGAGAGGGAGGAAUGGAUGCAAUCGAUCCAGACUGUGGCAAACAGCCUGAAGAGUCACCAGCACGAGGAGGAGCCCAUGGAGAUUAAAUUUGGCUCACCGAGCGACAUCAGCGGCACGGAGGAGAUGGAGAUUGCUGUGUCCAAAUCCCGCACAAAAGUGACCAUGAGUGAUUUUGACUACCUGAAGCUGCUGGGUAAAGGGACAUUUGGUAAAGUGAUCCUGGUGAAGGAGAAGGCCACAGGGAUGUACUACGCCAUGAAAAUCCUCCGCAAAGAAGUCAUCAUUGCGAAAGAUGAGGUGGCACACACGGUUACAGAGAGCAGAGUUCUCCAAAACACGCGACAUCCCUUUCUAACGACACUAAAAUAUGCAUUUCAAACGAAUGAUCGGCUAUGCUUUGUGAUGGAGUAUGCAAAUGGUGGAGAACUCUUCUUUCACUUAUCGCGGGACAGAGUGUUCUCAGAAGACCGAGCGAGAUUCUACGGCGCAGAAAUAGUGUCCGCGCUGGAGUACCUCCACUCACGCAAUGUCGUUUACAGGGAUUUAAAGCUGGAGAACCUCAUGCUAGACAAGGACGGCCACAUAAAGAUCACAGACUUUGGGCUGUGCAAAGAGGGGAUCACAGACGGGGCCACCAUGAAAACCUUCUGCGGAACUCCAGAGUACCUGGCACCAGAGGUGCUAGAAGACAACGACUACGGCCGAGCGGUGGACUGGUGGGGGCUGGGCGUGGUCAUGUACGAGAUGAUGUGCGGUCGGUUGCCCUUCUACAACCAGGACCACGAGCGUCUCUUUGAACUUAUUCUCAUGGAGGAGAUCCGCUUCCCCAAGAACCUGGCGCCCGAAGCCAAGGCCCUGCUGGCCGGCCUGCUCAAAAAGGAUCCCAAACAAAGGCUUGGAGGCGGGUCGGACGAUGCCAAAGAAGUGAUGAGCCACAAGUUCUUCUCCUCCAUCAACUGGCAGGAUGUUCUUGAAAUAAAGCUUAUUCCACCCUUCAAGCCCCAGGUGACAUCAGAGACGGACACGCGUUACUUCGACGAUGAGUUCACGGCACAAACCAUAACAAUAACUCCCCCUGACAAGUAUGACAGUUUAGAUCCAGAAGAUUCAGAUCAGCGCACGCACUUCCCUCAGUUCUCCUACUCUGCCAGCAUCCGGGAAUGAUCACGGAGACUCGUGAGCAAGCAGGCAGGCGAACACACGAUCACAAUCCCACAUACACACUUGCACUGCUGGGCGACGGCAGAAACGGAAACUGGCACAAGACACAUUUUCAUUCGGUCUUUAACGCACGUACACACGGACGGACACACACACACACGCACGCACAUACAUAUCCUGGCUAUUCAGACAAGGCGGGGAUCAUUGAGUAUGAGGUGAAUGACUGAGCUCAGCAGGUUUGUGUGGAUUGACUGGCAGCUUUGUCUCUGUGCGUCCUCAGGGUUGGCUUCAGGCUUUCCUGCAGGACCUCUGCUGCACCACACUGGGGUCAAAGCCUUGACCCUUUGAAAACCAGGUUAUGCCAGCAAGUACCACCUCUUUACCAGCUGUACCCAUUCCACACACACACACACACAUACAUAUACACCAACCCAUGCGUAGACUGCAUAUAAAUAUAUAUACACGCAAAUGUACUUGAUAGAAUUUUUAAAAGCAUAAUCAAAAUUAGGAAAAUAGAAAAGAUUUGGGGGGGACAAGAUUGUUACAUCGAUUGUUACGGUUUUAAAUGUCACGCCAUAUUUCUGCAUUUGUAUGUGAUUUUCUUUUUUUUCUUCUUCUUUUUUUGAACAAGUGCUCUUUCUGGAACUUGCUGUUACAAAUCAAGUGUGGGACUGUUCCUACAGUAGGGGGAUAUCGGGGGAGGGUUGCCAUUUCUGUGUUUGCACUGCACGUGUGUGUGUGUGUGGAUGUGUGUGUGCAUGCGCAGAUGAGUGCAGGAGGAUGUAUGAACAACCAUUUUGAUUCUCAACCAUCCAUUCGUGUCUGUUUUCAUACAUGUUUGUAAACUCUGAACUAUUGCUGGAAUAUCGACGAGAGGACACUACGCAACCCCCUCGAUGGCCUUUUUCUUUCUUUUUUUUUUAAAGGGAACAAGACAAGGAUGUCAUUUAUGAUUGCUGUGACCAGUUGGCGCUCAAGACUCAGUCAGGAAUAGAAACUGGGAUCUCUUGCAUGGCUAACCUUUGCUUUAAGAGCUGCAUUAAUUAAUUUCAAGUGAUGCAGCUGUCGGGUUCGUCGAGUCCAGACUGACUUGGCGACCAACUGGCUGCUGGUUGGAGGUGUAGAACGGUUUCAUUAAGGCCAGUCCCUACGUGUUAAAGAGAGGAAGGCAAGAGGAGAAUAGAGAGACGCUUUUCCACAGACCAAUGUCGACGCACACGGCCAUUCGCUGUCCUCGAUCCAGUAAUUCUCACUCUUUGGCUGAAGAGUUAGGCACCAAUCUUCUUGUUCAUUUUUCUAUUUGUAUUAUCAGUGUAAGUUUUUAAAGAUUCUUUUUUUCGUGUGGAAAGUUCCCAUAUUUAAAAGAAUGAUGAGUUCAAUCGUUUGUUGAGUCUUUUAUAAUGAGGCCAAAAAUUGACUGACUUGGUGGACGUUUAACACUUCAAAUGAUUCCACAGCUGAUGUUUAGGACCUGUUUUUGUUUGUGUUUUCUGUAAUGCUGUGUUGACCCACUUCAUGUCAGGAGCGACAGUCUGCAGGUUUGCAGUCCAAUUAAAUGCUGCACGAGCCGGUCGACCAACAUUCGACCUGCAAAUGAAAACAUCAGCGGAUGCGUUGUUAAGUUGAAAUGAAAAUCUGCUUGCCGGGGAGUCAUGGCGGCCCGUGACGCCACAGAGAAGCGCUCACGUCGAGCGCUUCCUGCCCCGGCGGCUCUUUGAGCUUCACGAAAGGAACAUCAAGAUCGUUUUGUUUGUCAUCGUUUUGUUUGUUGAUUUUUAUCCUUUCUUUGUCCAUCUAUUUCUCAAAUUUUCAAAGACACAUUGUCUUUUUUUUAAGUAUACAUUAUAUAAAAAAUUAUAUAUUAAAUGGCUUUCUUUUUGAUUACUUUCUUCAUUUCAAGGGGUUUCCAUCGGCUGAAUGCUUAUCGAGCUGGGAUGGUAACUCGGUAAUGGGAUUUUGAAUGGGCUGAUCGUUUUGGGUUUGCAGAGCACAUGGAAGGGAAGUUUUAUUAAGGAAAAUGUACAUUAUUUGAUCAUUGUUUUUGAAACUAGAAAGAAAAUGUAUUGAACCGUAUGACAUUUUUCAGAAUCCAGUUUAAAGUUUUGCUCCUUUUUGACAAAGCUCAACUAUUGUCCAGAUGAUGCUCAAACAAACUAGACAAGACACAUCCGUUGAUACGUACGGUAUGAUUAAGAAUAAUUAAAUUGAUCCUAUUCAAAGGUUUUUAGAGAAACCUCGAUGCCCAUUCUCUGAGAUACCCCUCAUGUCUCUCAUUCAUCUGUUUUUUGUUACAUUUGUGUGAGUGACAGACUGUGACAGUGAGAAGUUUGAGUGAAAGUUGGAAGGAGGACACAGACAAAGCAGCAGGUGUUUGACUCGUCGUUGGGCAGCAGGUGGCCCCCAGUUCCUGAGGAGGAGGAGGAUGUGAUCAAAUGGCUUUGAUUUACAGUUCACAACUCCAGCACCUCUUCUCACGGGCUCAGGCACAGCCGUCACGCCUAGUGUCCUGCUUUGGGAAAAACGGCAGGAAUCGUACAUCCGAGCCACUGCACUGAUGGACUCCACUGUGGACUUGCCUUCAUUGCUAUCAUGGCCAUAAGGGGGUGCUGCUGUACUUUUUAAAUAUUGGUUGUGAAGCCAUACUCUGAACCUCGCUGCUGGCCACGCUUUAAGCAAUGCUUUCACAGCUGAACAUGCAAGUUAAUACUCCUGACCUCUCCUGUAGGCAAACACAGGCACAACAAGUGCCUCCUCACUAUUGUGUAAAUACCACACACACACACAAAUUUAAAAAACAGCUUGAUGGUGAAUGCAGCAUUCGUAGAGGGGGAGGACUGCAGCUUUGUAGUAUUUUGAUUUGCAGCUUUACAACCUUGCUUCUCUGUGUAUUUGAAUGUGAUCAAUAGUCACGAAUGUCACACCUGAUGCAGAUGUAACAAGACUUCUUCUUUUUGUUGUUGCUUGUAGCUGUUAGGCUGUGAGGCUCAGAGGGCAAAGAAAAAAAGCAAUCUUUAUGGGAAGGUCAUUGUCCUGGUAGACAGUUCCAGCCCUCCUUUGCAAGACUUUACAAUGUAACGGGCGAUACCUGCUACACAAUUGUAGCUUAUAACAUUUGCAACUAUAAUGUGCCAGUAAAACAUUUUGCUGAAUAAA
This is a messenger RNA of Pseudoliparis swirei, 5128 nucleotides long. It is a transcript of the gene akt2, whose product is annotated as v-akt murine thymoma viral oncogene homolog 2. The transcript has 14 exons. The coding region runs from base 530 to 1978 and encodes 482 amino acids. Lineage: Eukaryota; Metazoa; Chordata; Actinopteri; Perciformes; Liparidae. Gene Ontology annotation, molecular function: ATP binding; protein serine/threonine kinase activity. The record is from RefSeq and is a predicted model, not a curated record. Gene Ontology annotation, biological process: protein phosphorylation.